UUAUAAACCCAUUUUCUAUUUUUAUAUUUAAAACAUCAGAAACCACCACCAGUCAGUGUUAUUUCUCAAUUCUGAAGCAGAAGAUGGAAAUGGAAGAACCCGUGAAGGAACAGUCUCUCUCUGUUGGAAAUUCUGCGAGAUCUAAACUCCUGAGGUAUCCACUACGAUCGUCCUCUAAAUUCAAAGAAAGCAAACCAGACCCACCUGAUGCCACCAUUUCUUCUGCAUCUAAAAGAGGUUUAAGUACUCCUAGUGUAAGCAGAAGUGUGGUUGGUCUUAAUUUCUCCGGAAAGGACAAGUCCACUGGUGCUAAACCACCAAGGAGACUCUCUGUUCCUGCCAAAGCCUCUUCCUCUCCAAACCCAAAGUUGAUUGGCAACAUUACCCCAAUCUCAGAGACCAGAAAAAUUAGGUAUGGUAAUGAUGACCAAGGGCCUCAAAGCAGAAGUCAAACACCCGCAUCGGACAUUUCCAAAACACACGGCCGAAUGAAGUUCAAUCUCAUUUCUUCCUCUUCAUAUUGGCUAAACCAGAUCCAUCUCUCUGAAUCUGCUGCUAAGCACUCUGUUUCACUUGGAUUCUUCAAACUGGCUUGGGAAGCAAGAUGUGAGCCGUUCCCAAAGAUGCAGGACGAGCUAAAAUCUUAUGUGCAAAGACAUCGGCUUGCAGAACUCGAAGAAGUGAAAGAACUGCUUCAAAGCUAUCGCAUUGCAGAAAAUAUCGAGCAGAGCCAAGUUUCUGAAAGCAUUUCGCAGGUGCUAGAGGAGGGAACUCGAUCCUCCGGUGAAGAAGUACACUGCUGUUCUUCAUCAAUCACGGAUACUGAAAUAGUGAAACCGGAACCAUUGGAAACGGAAACCACUCCACUUACUCCUGUUAAAACAGAGCAAUCAAAGAAGGAAACUGACCAAAAGAAUAACCUCGGAUCCACGUUGAGAGAAGAUCUCAAAAAGAACCCUGCAAAUUCAAGACCUGCUGCUUCUGACAAGGGGAGCUCUGGGUUGGUUAAAAAAUCAAAGAAGCCAACUAAGCAACAGACUAAGAAGGGAAGCAGUGGGGUCAAUAAACAACACAAAAAAUCUGAUGUUAUUAAAGUUCCAAUCAGCCCUACAGGUUCUGAAGAAAAUGCACAUGGAAACAAAGAAAAUAUGGACGUUCGGUCAACUGAUGAGGUCAGUUUGUUGACAGAAGUCUCGUAAACAAGACUGCAGAUAUUAAUUUAAUCCUCAAACUUUGCUUACAAUGCUUUAUGUUUGCCCAGUUUGUCUCUCUAUAGGAAAACAGGGUGAAAAUUGUUUUCAUACCGUUUUGUGCUUCCGUUUCUUGAUGUGUUAUCAAACCAAACUGUAUUAAAUAUUCUGGCUGGUCUUGUCUAUUUUAAGUGCUUUUAUAAUUAUAAUAUAGAUUUCUGACAUGUAA
Vigna radiata var. radiata (mung bean) is the source of this 1419-nucleotide messenger RNA. RefSeq lists its product as uncharacterized. The transcript has 6 exons. NCBI's taxonomy places the organism in Eukaryota, Viridiplantae, Streptophyta, Magnoliopsida, Fabales, Fabaceae. The coding region runs from base 84 to 1199 and encodes 371 amino acids. The record is from RefSeq and is a predicted model, not a curated record.